Molecule: messenger RNA, 2080 nt
Organism: Lates calcarifer (barramundi perch)
Lineage: Eukaryota; Metazoa; Chordata; Actinopteri; Centropomidae
Gene: pstpip2
Product: proline-serine-threonine phosphatase interacting protein 2
Exons: 14
Coding region: 100-1113 (337 amino acids)
Biological process (GO): actin filament polymerization
Cellular component (GO): actin filament; cytoplasm; plasma membrane
Molecular function (GO): actin filament binding
Source: RefSeq, a predicted model, not a curated record
GUCAGUUUAGCCGGCGGCGCUUAAGGACAGACGGAACAGAGAGUUUCAGUCAGUCCUGGCUGAGCUCUGCGGCGUUACCAUUCACCAUAUGUCACAACCAUGAAAAAUCUACAUUUCAAGGAUUUCUUCUGGAACUCUGACCUGACCUGCACAGGUGGCUAUGAUGCCAUCAUCCAGUAUCUCAAUGAUGGCAAGAGGACAUGCAAGGAGGUGGAGGAUUUCAUGAAAGCAAGGGCCUCAAUUGAGGAGAAGUAUGCCAAAGAGCUCCUUGGUUUGUCCAAGAAGGUGUGUGGACACAAUGAGAUGAACACAUUAAAAAGAUCCCUGGACGUGUUCAAAUUACAGACUGAACAUGUGAGUCUGUCGCACUUACAACUGGCUCAGAGCAUGAGGGAGGAGGCCAAGAAGCUGGAAGAAUUCCGAGAAAAACAAAAAGAAGCCAGGAAAAAGUUAGAACAACAGAUGGAUGCCCUUCACAAACAGAGGUCCUCACAGUUCAAGAAGACAAUGGAUUCAAAGAAGACAUACGACCAGAAGUGCCGAGAUAAAGAAGAAGCCGAUCAGAACGUGAACCGAAACACCAACACCAACAACACCAAGCACAUGGAGAAGCUCUACACGAAAGCACAGCAAGCAAAACAGAAUGCAGACGAAGCAGACAGAUUAUACCAUCAGAAUGUGACCACACUGGGAAAGGUUAGAGAUGAAUGGCUGAAGGAACAUGUCAAAGCCUGUGAGAUGUUUGAAAAACAGUCAAUGGAGCGUAUCAACUUUUUGAGAAACACAGUCUGGACCCACCUAAACCAGCUUUCCCAGCAGUGUGUGAACAAUGAUGAGCUGUAUGAGGAAGUGAGAAAGUCUCUGGAACAGUGUGACGUCCAGGAAGAUAUCGAACACUUUAUAAACCUCAGGCGGACCGGUGAUAAACCACCAGCUCCGGUUUUGUAUGAAAACUUCUACAGUGGUCAGAAGUCUCCAACUGGCACUCCACCCUCUCGGCUCCCUCCAUCCAUCAUCAGGAGGGGGCCACUACCUGAUCCAGCACAAAACAGUACAGAUGAUACAGUCUACUCAACAGUGCAGGACGCGGGCUACAGUGUUAUCCAUUACUAACACGCGGAUCAGCUGGAGAAGUCAUUGUGCAUCCUGUGCAGUGCAGGAGCUUUGUGAUGGACAGGUUUACUUAUGUCUCAUUACUUCCUGCUUUGUGUCUUCCUGUAAAGAUGCAGUCUUACGGACGGAAAAUAAGUGUCAUAAUUGUGUACAUAAAUGGCUGAGAUGAGGUUGUUUGGUAUUUGUAACAUAUUAUAUGUCACUGUGUUAUACAUGGCAGUAUGGCAAACAUUAUUAUUUUAUUUUAAGGAUCUUGUGUGUAUUAUAAAAUCAAAGCAGGCUAAACGGGAGAUUUGUUUCUCAAUAGUUUGAUGAAAUUGACAUGUGCUAUGAUACAGAAGCAGGUGAGGUAAUAACAGACAAACACACAGAACUGUGUCGUCAACCCAAUUUCUGUACAACCUUCAUAAGUACUUUCCACUUUUGAGAUAUAGAGACCAUUUGUUACUAUAAGGCUCUGUCCUCUGGAGGGUUGUGUCUUAAUUCAUCCUCAAAUUUGCAUUUAUUUUUAUGUUUUGUGUGUUUCUAUAAAGAUCCACAAAAUGUGUCAUCCACUUACUUGUUUUCAUUUCCUCUUAUAUGUGAGAGCAGAGUGUCAGUUGACUGAUCUUGUGAGGCUCACGCAUACUCUUAUUCAUUGUAUCUACAGUGCACAGUAUAUGGAUUAUUACAGACCCUGUUUUUUUAAUUUUGCCAGUUAAAGUCCUGUACUUUGCCACUUAAGCUGCAUCCUAACAUUUUGACAGUCUUAUCUGUUGAAUUAUAGUCAUUUCCACUGUAAGACUGUUAGAGGUUCUAUGUUUUGUCUAUGUAUUUUUGGAAACAGGAGGAGGGUUGUUGGAAUUUUUGCACUUUGCUUUUGCUUAAAUGUUAAUAGCACAUGAUUUGUACAAAAUGUUACAAACUGUGUCUGAAUUCGAAACUGCCAGGGUAAAGAGGGAUUAAAAGCAUUUCACUGUGCAGCUGA